AAACAACACAAAUAGAACGGUUAUAUUCUUCGCGUUGUCGUKCUUUCCAGUCGGCGUGAACUAAGGCAAAGAACAUGUUUUCUUCCAAAUUUCUAUUGUUAUUUGUUUUUCUUGRCGUUGUUUGUUUGGGAAUGCUUAAUGAUCGUAUUCCAGCAUCGAUGUGUGACAAGCCUCAGGCUCCCAUCAAUGGUUAYGUCAUAGAGACUAAUAGAACCGUCGGAUCGACUGUCAGGGUGGGGUGUAAACCAGGGUAUUUCAGAACAGGAACCCCACCAUUUGAUAUGAUAUGCAAAGAGRAUGGCCAGUGGUCCGAAGUGAAGAUCCAGUGUAGAGCUCAAASUUGUGGUGAUCCCGGGACUCCUCGAAAUGGUCGAAGGCUCGGUCUCCAGUUCAAUUACCUCGACACGGUGCACUUCACGUGUAACCAAGGUUACAUGUUGCUAGGGCCWUCCUCUCGACGUUGCCUUGACAACCAGACAUGGAGUGAUACACAACCAGUUUGCCAACCUGUUUCAUGUGGAGAGCCUCCUGAAGUACAGAAUAGCAGURUGCUUGUCUAUGGACAUAGCAGUGAGUUCGUAUAUGGCAACAAAGUCUUAUACUCCUGUCUUCCUGGUUAUAAACGACUUGGAGGAGAUUUCCUGGUUUGUGGUAAAGAUGCCCAAUGGCGUGGAAAAGUCCCUUAUUGUACAGAAAUCCUUUGCCCUAAGCUCGAGAUGCCUGAAAAUGGAAAGAUGAUUGCUGGUGAUAAUUACAUAAAGGAAGGUGGUAUAGUGCGUUACAAGUGUCACGCAGGUUUUAUAAUGUUUGGCCCAAGAAUGAGAAAAUGUUUGCGCAAUGGAAGGUGGACUGGACCCGACCCUAUUUGCUUCAAGUGUUCAGAGGUUGGUACCCCAGUUUUUGUACGAGGCGAAUUCUACUUCAAACAUGGAAUGGUACAAUCGAAAUCUGGACAUGUUGUCAAAGUACAGUACGACGAUGGCAUGGUGGACGAUAUUAUCCUAUUAGGACCAGGAACACAACAUUACAUCAUUGUACAAGAUCGAAUCCCAUUAAGGGAAGAAAUCUUUAUUGGCUCGAGCGUGCUCGCCUUUAACUCUCGCGUUGGAAAGUACAUGUUCGCAACCGUUAUUUCAAUGAAAGGUGAACGUUUCGUUGUUCGAUAUGGUAGUACUUGGAUGGAGAAAGGUGUGGUAGGACUAAUGGAAAUACGGACACGAGAACCGCCACGAUUUUGUGCAAUCUGCCAAGACCCCGGUCGUCCAUCGAACAGUUUAAGAAAAGACCGCUUGACUGARUUUAUUCCUGGUAUGAAUGUCACGUAUACCUGUCAAGACACAUUCAAAAUGAUUGGCUCUCAGAAUAGGACGUGCCUGAGCAAUGAGACCUGGACGGGAAAGGAUGUUUCGUGUACUCGUCCACGAUGUCAUCAUUGCCCGAUUGUCGAGGUGCCAAAGAUUUGCAAGAAAAGUACUAUGGCUGUAAUCGCUAAAGUGUUAUCAAGACUGCCAAAUGACGACAAAAAGAAUCUGCAGCGAUACGUUAUCGAUGUUCAGCAUGUCCUGAAAAACACAACCCAUAAAAUCAKAGAGGGUCGUAUGGUAAUCAGCGUACCCUAUGACCCCUCGUCAAUUCACGCUCCAAGGAAAGACUGCGCAUGCCCAAGAAUUCCCCGCAAAAAGAAGUUCAUUUUGAUUGGUCAGGCUACCAACUUCAAUGACCAAUCAAAAACAGGCUUAGUUUUGGAUAAGACAACCUAUGUCGCUGGCUGGAGCCAGGGRGUGAGGAGAGAAAUCAAACUGAAGUGCACAGGUCAUGUGACUAUUACAAGGAAYAUCCACUGACCACUAUGUUUGAUGUCAUCAAGGGCUCAUAGAUCAAUGUAUAGAGCGUUUUAACAUUUAGAAUUGAUUGCUACGUAUGUAAUAACUUAAGGGUUAUAUUAUAGAUUUAUAGACUUUCGAGGAUCCAGCUAUUGGAAGCCAUUUUCGUGGGUUCGUCGCCUCCUCGGGACCCUACACCACUCCUGAUGAAAAUCCAUUAUUCUACCAUGCUACGAAAUAAUAAAAAGUUGUAUAGAACUAGACUGCUGAAUUAAGGCGCAUUAAAUAAUCAUCAAACUA
This is a messenger RNA of Exaiptasia diaphana, 2123 nucleotides long. RefSeq names its product CUB and sushi domain-containing protein 3. Bases 75 to 1844 code for a protein of 589 amino acids. The transcript is spliced from 9 exons. The record is from RefSeq and is a predicted model, not a curated record. Gene Ontology annotation, molecular function: protein binding. Lineage: Eukaryota; Metazoa; Cnidaria; Anthozoa; Actiniaria; Aiptasiidae.